AUGCGCGCUUUUCUCUCUCUGGUGAUCGCCCUCUUUGCGGCCGUGGUUGCUGCAUCCAGCCGCGCCAACCCCUUCAACAUCCCCGAUGAUGGCUACACCUUCGAGACUGGCAAGCCGACCACCCUCACGUGGCAGCAGACGACCGGUGGCACUGUGACGCUGCGACUGCAAUGGGGUGCCGUGACCACGGCGACCUCGGGCACGGUGAUUGCUUCCAACAUCGACAACAGCGGCAGCUUCACGUGGCACGUGCCGGAGAACCUGGAGGCCCAGCCUGACUACACCAUUGAGAUUCUCUCCGACGCCAACACCGGCGACUACAACUUCCUGCCCCGCUUCACCGUCCAGGGUGCCAAGGUUGGUGCCUCCUCGUCUAGCCCGUCUGACAGCUCGUCCGACUCGGCUCCCUCGACCACUAGCGAGUCGACUACCUCCACCUCGGCUCCGACGACUUCGGCCACCCCGACCUCGACCUCGUCGGAGUCGGAGUCCUCGAGCACGAGCAGCCCGACGACCAUGGUCACCAAGACCAGCUCUGCCUCUAGCUCCUCCACUAGCUCGACGAGCUCAUCCUCGGACUCUUCGAGCUCGUCAUCGACCCCGACCAGUUCCUCCAGCGCGUCAGCCUCGGCUUCGCAGACUGCGGUGCCGACCACCAACGCGGGCAUUGCCAACCGGGUGUCGGGUGGCAUGCUGGCGGUUGUCCUGGGCGCCAUUGCCGUCAUGUAA
Molecule: messenger RNA, 729 nt
Organism: Penicillium alfredii
Lineage: Eukaryota; Fungi; Ascomycota; Eurotiomycetes; Eurotiales; Aspergillaceae
Product: GPI anchored serine-threonine rich family protein
Exons: 2
Coding region: 1-729 (242 amino acids)
Source: RefSeq, a predicted model, not a curated record